Messenger RNA from Spodoptera exigua (beet armyworm), 890 nucleotides. Lineage: Eukaryota; Metazoa; Arthropoda; Insecta; Lepidoptera; Noctuidae. The record is from the annotation of a GenBank genome assembly.
UGUUAAUACAGCUGAACAGUGCACUCACAAACGACAUGGAGCGGGACCCUAAAAACAAAGUAGUUGUAGUGACAGGUGGAGCCGGAGGUAUAGGAUACGAGAUAGCUGACCAGUUUUUGAAGCACGAAAGUAAAACUGUGAUUUUAUUAGACCUUAACGAAAGUCUUGGAGCUGAUGCUGUGCAUAAACUGAAUGCCAAGUACGGUGAAGGUAAAUCCGUAUUUAUAAAAUGUGACGUCACAAAAGAUUUGGACAAAGUUUCCAGUGAAAUAUUCCAGAAAUAUCAAGUCGACGUUCUUGUAAACAAUGCUGGAAUAUUAGACGAGAGUAGUGCAAGAAGGACGCUUGAAAUAAACCUUAUGGCAUUAGUUGACUGGAGCAUGAAAUUUUGGGAGCACUGGAGGACUGAUAAUGGUGGUCGUGGUGGAACGGUGUAUAAUAUUGCGUCUAUUUAUGGAUACGAAUUUAAUCCAUAUGCUGUAUUCUACAAAACAUCAAAAAGUGCAGUGCUGAGUUUCACGAGAUCGCUAGGCCACCCAAUCAAUUAUAAGCGAACUGGUGUAAGAGUAAUUGCACUCUGUCCAGGUUUUACUGACACUGUUAUACUUACUGGUGAGACAUGGGAUUGGCACAAAGAAGGUUUCCAAAAAGUAAUGAAGGAAGAAGUUGUGAUGCAAAAACCUGAGACAGUUGGCGAGGCUGCUGUGCAGAUUUUCAAAUUAGCAAAUACAUCAGAAGCUUGGGUUGCUAAAAACAAUGAACCAAUAAAAUUGGUUGAAGUUACAAUUGAAGAAGUUUCCCCUUGAGCAUCGCAGUGAUUGGCAUAGAACUCAAAUUAUCUGUUUGUUCUUAUAAUUUUACAAGAAAUAUCUUACAAGAAAUUUGGGAGU